Molecule: messenger RNA, 1605 nt
Organism: Caenorhabditis sp. 36 PRJEB53466
Lineage: Eukaryota; Metazoa; Nematoda; Chromadorea; Rhabditida; Rhabditidae
Source: the annotation of a GenBank genome assembly
AUGGAGUGAGGUUCGAUGAAAUCUCUAUUUUUAGAACUGAUUUCCAUAACAGAGCUAUUCUUCCGCGUAAAAUCACUUCCGCGAAGUCUCCGGAUUCCACUGGGGGGAUUGUUGCUCAAGAAGAGCGAGGUGGUUCGCCCACGGAUUCUGAAGCCUCGUCUGAAAACAGAAACUGGCGAAAAGAAGAGACAGCUCGAUGCGACGGAUGGCGAUCUUCGGAGCCACUUCCGAAGCUCGGAAGAAAUGAGCCGGUCACCUUUUCGCUGUUGUUUGUGACGACGAAGAUACACGUUCGGGAAAUCGACUCUGCCGAACUGGCAGAACAUGUGAAAGCGAUCGGGUAGGAAAAGUUGAAGAUGGUUUACAGUUUCAGUUAAAUUCUUCCAGAUUUGACGUGAAUCCGGCCGAAGUUACUCCGGUCGGAAAGACCGAUGGCGUGGGACAAACCGGCAAAUGCUUCGCAUUGUUCACCGCGGCACCAAGGGUAAAGGCAUAGAUCCGCAACAUUUUGGAGAAGGCCGACUAUCCGGAGUCUGCAGUCGUCAGAACCAAGUAAGUUUGGCGACGAAAGAGCCAAAUAUAUGUUCGUCGCGAUGCACGUGCUCGAUAAGCGCGAUUCUCUGAUGGCCUCGUAUCUCCACUGUCUCCAAGCGUGAGUUUAGCCAAAAAUCAUGUUUUCCGGCUUGUAAUAGCCAAUUCCAAUGAAAAAAUCAGAAAUGCCACAAAACGUACGAUAUUUGCAGACAUCUUCAAGAGCAAAUGCCGGACAAGGACGUCUUGUUCACUCCCAAGCAGAUCCUCAUCAGAUCGGAGAACGGAAGGACGACGGCGUAUGACAAACUGAACAUAAUUUUCGAAAUUUUCAAGGAAGACAUACUCGCUCUGAGCGGACUGAACACGAACGGAAGACGACUCAUCCAGUUCAGAGCGAACAAGACGGAUGUGGCGGGGAGUAGGGAAAACAAAUGCCUUUUCAUUGUAUUGUGUAUUUAUCGAAUUGUACAUGUAGGUGUGAAUACGUUGCUUGUAUAGAGUACUAAAAUAAUUACUCGUAUUGCACCCUUUAAAUGAACGUUUAUCUGAUUCCAAUAGCUUCGGAUGCUUCAACACUUGACCUUUUGCCAAAGCCACAGAAAGAAGAAGCUGCCACGCCCACCGAUUAGGCUCGGUGGCCGUUCAUUUUUCUCUUUUCUUCCUCUGAUUCGACGUUAUAGAAAAGUGAUGAAGAUUACAAUCGCCAAGAAAAUUAAUAAGAUCUACUUUUUCAAGUCCUUCACACAGAGGUAAGUGUGCCUUUUUGGUAGGUCAGAAAACGAUUUAUUACGCGUGUUGUCGCCCUUAUUUCACCGUAAAAGCGUGAUAGAAUUUUAAAGUUUAGGGCUUUUUAAUGCUCAGUAUAAUAAUAAUAAUAAUAUAAUAAUGAUUCUACUUUUCUUGUGACUCUUCAAGAAACACCGGGUGCCAGUAAUCCUGCUUUUCAGAGGUAAGUUAUCCGUUUUGUAUUAUAUUUUCGAAAUGGAGAAGAGAGGACCGCUGAAAAAAGUCAUGAAGUUGCCUAUGCUGUUUGAAUUUUGGCUAGAACCGAUUGAAUUGAGUUUGGGAUAA